Molecule: messenger RNA, 665 nt
Organism: Bactrocera dorsalis (oriental fruit fly)
Lineage: Eukaryota; Metazoa; Arthropoda; Insecta; Diptera; Tephritidae
Product: proline-rich proteoglycan 2-like
Exons: 2
Coding region: 103-585 (160 amino acids)
Source: RefSeq, a predicted model, not a curated record
UUAUUUGGAAGCAGAACUAUAAAAACUGGGCUACUGACAUUGGGAAGGUAGUAUUCAAGUGACGACAGUACAAGCAAGUACAGAGAGGUGCUUGAAGCAAAGAUGCGCGUAUUAAUUUUGACCGCUUGUGUUUGCUGUGCUUUGGCAGCAUUGUUGUACACGACAAAUGCUGAGCCCAUACCACAAGGACCACCGCAAGCGCCUCAAAAGCCAGCUAUAGAGAGUCGCAAUCGUCGUGCUGCUCAAGGACCACCACAAGGAAUACCACAAGCGCCACAAAAGCCAGCUAUAGAGAGCCGUACUCGUCGUGCUGCUCAAGGACCACCACAAGGAAUACCACAAGCGCCACAAAAGCCCGCUAUAGAAAGUCGCUAUCGUCGUGCCGCUCAGGGACCACCACAAGGAGUACCACAAGCGCCACAAAAGCCAGCUAUAGAGAGUCGAUACCGUCGUGCCGCCCAGGGACCACCACAAGGACCGCCAGGUGGCGGUAUGGGUGGUAUGAUGGGCGCUGGUAUGGGUUUCAACAUUGGUGCAAGCGCAGGAGGACAGGGUGGUGCUCAGGGUCAAGGUGGCGCGAAAUAGUUUACCAAAAUGAAUGGAUAAUAUUGAGAUAUAAAAUUUUAUGAUAAUAAAAAAUAUCAGUGCAGCAAAACAAAAGAAAA